Molecule: messenger RNA, 3523 nt
Organism: Helicoverpa zea (corn earworm)
Lineage: Eukaryota; Metazoa; Arthropoda; Insecta; Lepidoptera; Noctuidae
Product: CKLF-like MARVEL transmembrane domain-containing protein 4
Exons: 4
Coding region: 185-739 (184 amino acids)
Cellular component (GO): membrane
Source: RefSeq, a predicted model, not a curated record
UCAGUGUCACGAUAGUAUUACGAUUUGGAUUUGGUCGCAUAGUGGAGCUCGUUCGGGUUAUCACCUUAUAUUAAUUUACACCUAUUAUUAAUCGUUGUUGUUAGUGCCGCAACUUUGCCUAAAAACGUAGUCGUUAAGAAAAAGUGAUUGUGGUUAGGUUUACAUUUAAGUGAGAUAAUCAAAGAUGGCAGAAGUAGGCUUCCCUGGGCAGCACACGACGACGACGACCGUCACGUCCAGCACAGCCGUCCAGACCAACAUACGGUUCGACCCUGCCUACAUCAAGACUGUACCGGGCAUACUGAAGAUUACUCAAGUUUUAUGCAGUCUCCUAGGCUUCAUCUGUAUACAAUGCUCUUGGUUGAGCAAUCGAGGCAAGGGUUCCUUCUUCAGCUGGAUUUCCAUGAUCGCGUUCUGGUUCACCGGUAUCUUGCUCGGCCUCUACCUGUUCCACAUCUUGGAGAAGUUCUACAAGAUACCCUGGCUGAAGAUUGAGUUUAUCUUCUGUGCGCUGUGGACCUUCUUCUAUUUGUUGGCCUCUAUUUUGGCGGCGACCGUCCAUGAUAACCCUCAUUCUGCUGCUGCGUUCUUCGGCUUCGUAGCAAUGAUCGCGUAUCUAAUAGACGCGUACCUCAAGUUCGUGGCAGUCCGCGCCGGCGGCCUCGCGCAGGGCACCCGCGUCGUCUCCAAGCAAACCACUUCCACGGUCGAGUCGCCUCCGCCUCGCGUCGGGUACUAGGUAAGCCUUACCUCAUACCCGAUACCUAGUACUGGUAAGGUAUGUAGGAUAUGUGGGGUGUAGGGGAGCUAGUCCUAAUGUUACAUGCUGGAUAAAAGGAAUUUAAAUGAGACUUUAUGUGAAUUUUAUAAUUUGAUAGGAUAGGGUUGGACAACCAGUUGAUUAAAGUGGUUGCAAUCAAUCCAUUGGAGAUACAUUUUAUUUUCUUAUCUUGCCCGAUCUAACUGGUUGGCCACCCUUAUCAAAGAAUAAUAUUAUGUCUUUUUGUGAAGUCGCUUAGUGUAAAGUAAAUUGCUCACACAGUUUAAGGAGUCCCCAAUCACGCCUGUAAAAAGUUAAAACGUCAAAAAGACAUUGGCACUGUAAAAUGCACUAAUGUUGCUCGCUUAGUGAUAGGAAUACGAUUUGUUAUAUUUAAAUAUAUUUGAGAGAAUUAAUCUUAAUGUUUAACUGUUUGUGUGUUGCCAGUAUUAAAAAAUAAAUUGAGUACACGGUUAAAAGUUACAAUUUGUGUGUUCUACUCAAAUCACAAAGGUGACAAUUUAAGCUCAAUAAUUUGCUCUUCUGGUCUACACGUUAGCUGUUUAAGUUUAAUAUUAAUUAAUAAGAUUAACCUUGAACAAAAUCAUGUACUUAACAAAUGUUUUAGUAAGUUUUUUACGUUAACUACAGCCAUUGUUAAUCAUCGAACUAAUUUAAUUAUAUAUUUUGUUUUAUUCUGCAGUAUUCAGAGUUUAUAUCAACAUUUAUAUACUAACUUAUUUAUUGAUCCUCAUGUGCUAUCAUAACCCCAUUUAAUUGUUUUAAUAUUUUGUUAUGGCAACAAAAUUGGGGUGUAUAACGGUUUAACCAAAGAAUAAUGUACCUACAGGGUGUGAUGGCUCAAAAGUUGAUCUGAUUGGAAAGUAAUCAUGACAGUUCACAAAAUAUAUUCUUGUAUUUUAGAAAUUGACGGACAAGUCAUUAUUAUGAGCAUGUGUGACAUAUAAAAUUAAAAAUAUUGUAGUUAUAGCACUACACGAUAUUUAUAUAAAUUACAGUUUUUAACUUUAUACGCCUUCUUAGAGCCUUAACACUGUGCCUUGUGUUCAUAAGAAUUUGACAAUUUGUAUUAAAAAGCUUAGAUUUAAAGUAUAUCUAUAUAUAUAUAUAUAAUGUAAGCACUGUAUUUUUCUAAUUACAGUAUUUUUUAACGCCGAUAAAGUUUUAUGAGACCAAUUUUUUCCUUUUAAUAUUGCCAUUUUUAAGAUAAAUUAAAUUAAACAAUUUCUUUUAUAUGCAAUAACUUACAUACAUCCAGGACAACUUUUUUUUGCAUAGUAUUGUACAGUUUAAAUAUAUUUUUAACUGACUAGGUUAGUUUACGUUAUAAUUAACCACCGCGUUAAAUAUUAAUUUCCCAAUCAGGUACAUAUGUAUGCUGUUUGUUGAAACAUGUUUGCUUUUAUUAAGAUAAGAUAAUUUUGAAAAAAAAAAUUGCUUUUUUUUAAACACGAGCCGAUUAUACAAACGCAAUUGAAUUUGUUGUUAAAAAUAAAUAAUCUAGAUUAUUAAUUUCAGUUAAUAUUUGCAGUUUAACAGCCAGUUUCAUUUCAUUUCAUCAAAAGUUAAAGCCAAAGUAAAAGUCAAAGUAAUGUCUAAAGUAAAAGUAACGGUCAAAUUCAAUUUUUCUAUUAGUUUUGCUGUCACUUUAGCCCUGAAAAAACGUAUUUGACCGUUACUUUUACUUUAGACAUUACUUUAACUUUAACUUUUGAUGAAGAAACUGGCCGUAAGAAGUUAUUAAGAAAUACAAUUGUAAAAGUUUGAAAAUGAAUUUAUUAUAUGAUUUAAUAUUUAACCUAAUGUAUUAAUUGUUGGUUAAGAGUUAGGUUAUUGACCACACAAGCACCUUUGCAAUUUUAUAAAGUAUUUUGGGAGUAUUUAACAUGUAAAAUGCCUUAUUAAAUAAGAACUAAGUAGAGUGAUAGAAUAAGUUAAUUUCCUAUACAGCUUUCCUAUUUUAUGUAUUUUUUAAAACUUCAAGUGAAGGUGGCUUACAAAUUAUUUUUCGAUGCAUUAAACACUAAGUUUAUUUUGCUUUUAAUAUUUUUACUAAUAAUUACGGCAGAUUUCUAUUAUUGCAAUUUUUGUUCCUAUUUUAUACAAUUUUGUAAAAAAAUGCUGAUUUAUAUAAAACUAUUUCAACAUUAUUUAUUUGUGAAUGUGGAUUAUCAUACUUAAUUCCUCUAUUUGCUAACUUUCAUGCUGCUCAAAGUAUCUAGUUUUUUUCUACUUUAAUCUAUAACAGCAUUUUAUAUUUUUGAAGUCGAGUUAAAGGCUGUAUUUCUAACGUCUAUGCAUUUCGGUAACUAUUUCUAAUUCAAUGCUUUUCUACUAAAUGUUAUAUUUUUAGAUGUUAUUGUAUGUAUUCACAGUAAAAAGGUGCCUUACAGAAUUCCACGUAUUUUUCUAUAUGUAUUACUUAACAUAUCAGCAUUAUAAACCAAAUGAUACAAUGUAGAAGUGACAUUCAUAAAAAUAUUAUUUUAAAUUUUUGAGAACUUAGAUUUUAUAAGUUUAUUUUUAUCUAUGGUGCUUUUAACUCUUUUUUAUGACAUUCUCUCUGAUUUUUAUUUGUUAUACGACUUUCAUGGUCACUUCUAAUUUGUGUCAUGCACAAUAUUAUUUGUACACUGUGUAUUAAAAUUUUUACUUUAUUGAAAUCUUAUCAAUCAAUGUUACUAAAUAAAUGUAUUUGAAAAUUAUACGACAUUGUAUAGAAAUUAAAACGUGUUAAUUAUA